AUGAAACUAUUGGACAAUAUACUUUGUUUCGUCGAUGGCACUGGAGCAUCAUUCAAGGACAAGAAGGUCAUCCAGGACCUCAUCAUAGCCAACGGUGGUAAAUCAACUACUUUGUUGAACCAAAAGGUAUCAUACUACAUAUGUUGUGCAAAUGACUUGAACAUGCUAUCCAAGUCAAAUGCAUCACAUGAACAGGAACAACCACAACAACAGGAUGACAAUGACAAUGAUGAUGAAGAUGAGGAUGAUGAUGGUGGACAACAGGUGAGAGGUAGCAUCUACUUGGACUCAUUAUCAUACAAUGUACGCAAGGCUAUAAAGUUGAACAUACCUAUUAUGACACGCCAGUUCAUCGACGACUCGGUCUCGGCUGGCUUCUUGCUCUCCACCGACCAGUACCAACUGGUGUCGCUAUACAACAUCAAGGAGCAUCACUACCAGUCCUACGACUUUGGCGCGCUGCUCGACGACGGCGCAAGCAGCAGCAAACAGACAUCACUGGAGCAACGCAAGCGCGUGCCAUACAAGCCGGCCGAGCCGGCCGCCGACGCGCCUCCAUUCCCUGAGGAUCGCUAUCACAUCGUCAAGUACAACGUGCUGCAGUGGACGCAGCAGAAGCGCUUCGUGUGUCUGGAGCUGCAUGUGGGCGGCGGCGCCAUGGGACUCAUUCAGGUGGGCACUGACAGCGGAGCUCGCGAGGCUUCGUCUGGCGGCGACCAGGAGCAAUCAUUCUACCGUGUGUUCAUCAAUCAUGGCUCAACAGACAACAUCCCAGCGAGCACUCGCGAGUGGACUCCCGUGCCCAGCAUUGAGGAUGGACUCGUGUUGUACAAUCAGCUCUUCCUGCAAUACAUGUCGCAGCCCUAUCAGAAGUUCCUGAUGACAUCGAUCAACAUUGGCUCUGACCGCCUGCGUCAGCAGGCCACGUCGGUGGCCGCCACUCAGUCGUUGCUGCCCGACUCUGUACAGAAAUUGGUCAAGCUGCUCUACGACGAGGCAAUCACGACACUGGGCACCAAGCUGGGCGGCGCCCGCCAGGUCAACCUCACGCCCGAGGGCACGCUGCAGACCGGUGUGGGCACGAUCGCUCUUCCCCAGCUCGAGAAGGCAGAGUUCAGUCUCUUCCAGAUAGCCAACGCAGUGCGCGGCGACCUCGCGCAGAUAUCCAGCGCCACAGUGGUCGGCCUGUUCAAGGAGUUCUUCAGUGCACUGCCCCAGGCGCGCCCCGCCGGCAACUUCACCCACAACAUCGAGCUGCUUCAGGACAUGCAGGACCUGGUGCAGCUGAUGAAGGAUAUUCUUAACGUCGGUGAGUCGCUCGGACUCUCCUCGCAGAGCAACAACGUGACAGACACACGCUAUCGCGCCAUGCGCUGUGACAUCCGGCCAAUGGACACCACGACCAAGCAGUACAAGAAGCUCACCGAUCAGAUCAUGUCGUCUGCCAAGCAUCUGAUGACCAUCAAGAACAUCUACCAAGUGACGCGUCGCGAAGAAGAGAACCAUGUCUUCCCACAUCAAAACGUCAAGACACUCUACCAUGGCAGUAGACCCAGCAACAUCCUCGGUAUCAUGAGUCGUGGACUGCUCACACCCAAGUUGUCCACCACCCUAGGUGCAUCCAGGCGUGAUGUCGGUUACCUUGGAUCAGGUAUCUACUUUGGAACAAAGGCUGCAACAAGCUUCCAAUACUGUGAUGGCCAAGCAACAUCGACUUCAAGGUUCAUGUUGGUGUGCCAGGUAGCACUUGGCGCAACAAAGAAGUAUACUUCGCAUCAGAGUCAUUUGGUCGAGCCACCAAAGGGCUUUAACAGUGUACAGGGUGUGGCCAAAGACAACAACAAUGGCUCAGUGUUCACAGAUGAUGAGAUGGUCGUGUUCGAUCCCAAGCAACAAGUGCUGCAAUACCUGGUCGAGUUCCAGGCCAUCGACAACAGCUUCAAGACUGCCAACAGCAACAUCUCUUCGCUCAACAUGCAGAGCAAACAGGAUGCAGCUACAUCAUCAUCAGUCAUUGACACUGAUGUCGUGCCAAGUGUCGUGCCAGCGUCCAACGCAAAGGAUGAGAAAGAGGAGGUCAAGGAGUCGGGACUCAUUGGUGGCGGCGUGGCCAUCCCUCUUCAAUCAGUGCACGUUCGCGCCAAGCUUCUGGAUCUCGUUGGCGAGGUGGUACUCUACCAACACUACAAGAACGACUCGUCCAAGGCUAUCGAGGCCAAGUACGUGUUCCCUCUGGAUGAGAUGGGCGCAGUCUGUGGCUUCGAAGCAUACAUAAAUGGCAAGCACAUCAUUGGUGAGGUCAAGGAGAAGGAGCAAGCUCACCGCGAGUACAAACAGGCCAUCUCCGAGGGCCAUGGCGCCUACCUCAUGGACGAGGAGAAGCCCGACGUGUUCACUGUGAGCGUUGGCAACCUUCCGCCACAGGCUGAGGUGCUCAUCAAGAUCACCUACAUCACCGAGCUCUCGAUUGACGGCCUGGACAUCAGCUUUGUGCUGCCAUCCUCAAUCUCACCCGCCCAGCGCAGUCUGAGUGCGGCCCAGGUCACCCAAACCACCACUUCUACCGUCAAGGUGGACAGCGACGCCACCUCCAAGCUUUCGAUCCAAGUCGGCGUGGAGAUGCCUUACAACAUCGUCAAGUUGGUGUCGCCAUCUCAUGAGAUUCGCUGCAAGAAGACACACACCAAGGCCACCGUGGAGCUGGCCAGCGGCGAGUCCAGCCUUGGAAAGAACUUCCAAUUGUUGGUCGGUCUGGAGGACCCGUACAGCCCGAGAAUGUGGGUCGAGGUCGACGGCACAGGUCAUCACGCAUCAAUGUUGGCAUUCUAUCCCAAGUUGGACAUUGACGCGGACCGCGACACCCCCACCAACCUCACCUUCCUCGUUGAUCUCUCGGCAUCGAUGCGUGGCGAUCCCUUCCAGGACAUGCUUCGUGCACUCCGUCUGGCAAUCGCCAAUCUCCGUGGACUAAAUGUGCGCUUCAACAUCGUGCAAUUUGGUGACGUUUUCGACUGGCUGUUCGUGGACAACGUGGCACCAACCGAGGAGAACCUUCAACUGGCAUGGAGCCACAUCAAUUCGCUCAACGCCAGCUAUGGAGGCACUCAGCUGCAGCAGCCCCUCCAAUCACUGCUGCUUCUGUCCGAACAGUGCAAGCCAAGCAACCCCAACAACAUCUUGUUGUUCACCGAUGGCAACGUGUCGAAUGAACGCAUGAUCCAGCAGUUGGUCAAGCGCGCGUCCGCACACUGUCGUGUCUUCUGUUUUGGAAUUGGAGAGAACGUCAGUCGCCACUUUGUCAAGUCGAUCGCGCGUCUCGGCGCCGGCUUUGCCGAGUUUGUCACACCAAACAAGCGACCCAACCCCAAGAAGGUGAUCGCCCAGCUGCAGAGGACUGUGGCGCCAGCCAUGUCCAACGUGCGCGUGGUCUUUGACUCGACCGACAAGAUCGUCCAGUCACCCAACACCAUCACAUCGAUCUUCAAGAGCGAGCGCCAGGUCGUUUAUGCAUUCAGCGGCCUGUGUACACGUGCCACACUUUCUGCACAGGCUCCUGGUGGAGGCCUCAUCAGCAACACGGUGCACACUCCCGAGAUCGGUUUCCUUCGCGGCAACCUCAUUCACAGAUUGGCCGCGCGCUCAAUGAUCCGCGAGUACAACGACGGCACAUAUGCCGAGUCCAAGUUGCAGCACGACUUGAUCAAGCUCAAGAAGAAGGAGGACGUCAUCAAGCUCUCGAUCCAAUAUAGCAUCGUCACUCAGUUCACAUCAUUCGUGGCAAUCGAGAAGCGUGAGAAGAACGAGGUCGUACGAAAGGAUAUCCCGCCCCUACAGGAGAUCGUCGACCAGUUCGUGGUGGACGCGCUGCCCUACAUCCCCUACGAAGAUCGCUCGAGUGGCGACGGCGUCGAUGCCGGCGACUCCACCCUAGUGUCGAAGCGUGAGCAACUCUUGCGCACCAUGGAGUCGUACAAGUCUGGCGGCAACCACGCCGACUCUGUGCGCGUGCUCCAUCAGAUCGCCGACACUUAUGGCGAUUAUAACCGCGAUGAAUUGAGACUGUUGUCCGAGACGGUCAGCUCGCUGACCACAAAGAACCAGGACGUGGCCUUUGGCCAAGGCUCUUCGACACCAUCCAAGACCAUGACACCCCUGGCCCUAUCAAGAGCCAAGCGCGAGAAACAAAAGGCCAUGGAUGAGAUCAAAUACAACUCACUCUCACUUCUGCGUCUGGUCGAGGCAAGCUUGCCCAAGUGCGCAACCGAGGAACAAAAGGUGGCUAUUCUAGACGAGCAGGCCAAGAUCUACGCGACACUCGCUCGUUGCGAGUCCAACGACACUGCUAAGCAACAUCUCCUCAGCCAGACCAAGGGCGCGCUCAAGGAUGCCUUGGCAAGAGCCGAGAAGAGUCUUCCUCCCAACAGCCCAGUACGCUUGAAGCUUGCCUACAACGCAGCCCAGGCCUACAGAGACAUGGGCGAGCACGACCUCGCGUCCAACCUGGCCAAGAACGCGUUUGACAAUGCAAUCUCAGAGUUGGACUGUCUCUCCGAGGACUCCUACACUGAGACCACUCUCUGGAUGCAGUUGAUCAGGGACGACCUGACCUUGGCCUCUGAGCAAAUGGAUCUCCAGCAACAGUACAAGACACCCACCAAGGGCAAGGUCACCGAGGUACACGCAGUCGAUGACAAACCAGCCCAAGUGGUGGUCAAUCGCUGGGCUGGACUAGGUGGUGUCUCGGUUGACAAGUUGAUUGUGUCACCUGUUGCCAAGCCCCAGGAGAAGAUCCUGGAUGGUAGAAACUGGGCCGAUAUCUCCGACAGCAGCUCGGACGAGGAUGAUGGACAUGAUGCCACAGAGGUGUAUCUCGGUCGCCAAGAAAGCGACUCUGAUAAGAGAUCACGCGAUAGAGACAGGGAGAGGAGCAGAGGCUACAGCGAGCGAGGUGGAGACAGAGACAGAGUGUCCACAGGUAGCCAAGGCCUCAAGAACAUGGGAGGCAGAGGCGGAGGCGGAGGCAGAGGAGGUGCCGCUGCAAGUGGAUUUGGCAGAGGAGGAAACAGAUCAGUGUCCAACUCUGGCGAGAACGAUAGGAGUGUCUUGCCUCAACAGGUGCGAUACAUGGAUACCCGCGAUGAAGAUAUGAAGAAGGUCGUCAGCGAAAAGAGCGCCGUACCACUAAUGUCAGGAAUGCGAUACAUGUCAAAGCGCGCUGAUGAGAUGGAGAGAGCCCCAGCCAAGAUGCAAGAGAUGGAGAAGCAGAUGAACGUACUAAAGUUAGAGAAGGAGCUUGAGUCGGCCAGGAAGUCACUUAUGCCACUUAGGGCUCAGCAAGAGGUUGCCAUGCCUCUUCCAGAGCCAAUUGUCAUGGCAAAGAGCCUGAACAGACUAUCGUGGUCCUCCUCAGUCAGCACCUCAUCUGAGGAGAGUAUUGUCACACCCUAUGAGGUCCAAUCUUUGGACGACUCCAUCCGAUCAUCCCGAGGCGAAAAGGCCGAUAUGAAGGAGAAGAAGUCAGUUCGUGGCAAGAAGAUGGCCAAGGACACUCAAGAUAGUUGGGGCUCCGGUGACUCGGAUAUGUCGUUCUUCUCGAGUCCCCAAUCACCACCUCCACCAUCAUCAGGAAGCUAUGCACCGCCACCACCCCCACCCAGCGCCCCAGUCGCCCCUCCAAAGCCAUCCUCCGCCCCAACACUCGCAGGCAAGAUGGCUCCGCCACCACCAUGGACUACGACCCAGACCGCUGCGCCACCCAUGCCAGGAGCACCUCGCCGCUCCGCGGCUGGACCACCACCCCCGGUUGCAUUUGGUCAAUCAUCGAGCUUUGGUGCUCCACAACCACAGGCAGCCGCAGCACCGAUGGCUUCGUUUGGCGCUCUCAAGAAGGUAGCGUCGCCACCAACCAAUGCAUUUGGAUUUGAUGGCACUAGUGGUGCAGGUGCCUCUCCCACCAACAGCUUGUUCUCUUCAUUCUUUGGCGGUGCCCCUACGACGACCCCAACAAUCGCUCCUACCACCGUAUCCACGUCCACCUCAGCAUCAUUGUUUGGAAGCACCUCCUCUGGAAAAUCAUUCUCAUUUGGAGGAAUGCCACAACAACAGCAACAGCAGCAACAGCAACAGCAGACGUUUGGCUCCGCGGUGUUCAAUGCUCCUCCACCACCUCCUCCUGCAGCCCACCAGGCACUCGAGAAGUUUGAGCGAGAGGCCACACCAUUGUCCUCGUCAUCUUCAAGCAUGUCUUCCCUAUUCAGCUUUGCAAAGGAGGGUUUGGCCAAGGUGUCCAACUCACUCCUGAGUAAGGGAGGCAAGGCUGCUGAAGCCCCCCUCAGCAAGACAAGCUCCAACAACAACAACAACAACAACAACAACAUUGUUGACAAUGGAUCAACCUUGAAUGACAGCCUGGGUGAGCUGAAGGAGUACAGUAGAAGGAGGAUGGCUAGGCCCGCUACUGUCACCCCUGUUGCCAAACCAGCACCACCUCCACCCAAGGAGGAACCCAAGCAAGACCUUCUCCAAUCUUUACUCAGUCGCAGAUCAGUAGUAUAUGAGGAAGAUGAGGAAGAGGGUGAGGACUGGGGCGACAAUGACGAUGAGGACUGGGACGCACCAGCACAGAGUUACGACGACGGUAUCGCCAACGAGAUGGCCAGGUUCAAGAAGGAAAUCAGCACCCAGAAUGAUGAAUUGAAUAUGCUGUUGUGUGACCUUACACCUGCAGCUGCUGCGGCAGCCCCCAUGGAGAGGGCACCAUUAAAACUGGUAACCAGGAGCAUCGAGCGAAGCGAAGAGGACAUGGGAUUCGAUCUCUUUGGCGGCGAUUAUGACGCCCCCGCGCCAGUCAUGGCCGCUGCAGCUCCCAAGCAACUGGCACCGGCCAAGGAUUACUCUGCAAAGAAAUCGUCAUUUUCAGCCAAGAUGGAAGAGAAGGAGGAAUCUGAUGGCGAUGACAUGGGAUUCGGUUUAUUUGACAGUGACGAGCGCAUCAUGACCGAGAGCGUGAAGGCCAAGCCAAUGCCAGCCCCAAAGCCAUCUCCCAAGCGACCAACAUCAUCAUUGGUUCGCGGUGAGCUCAUGCAAGAACUGAGAGCUCCAGAGGCCUCAGCAGGCGAGUCCGUUCGUUCUGCCUUUGCCUACAAGUGGUCAAUUGAUCAGAAGCCACCAGCAGACUCAUCGGACGGAAAGAAGAAGAGCAAGCGCAAGUCCGUGAGCAUGUCCAAAGAGUUGGCACCCGAGGCAAGCUACCCAGCAAAGCCAAUCGUGGAUGGCAUCAGAAGCAUACUUGGCGCGAGAAAGAGUUUCAAUGCUGAUGAUGUUGCAGUGUUGGCAUUGCUUGGUGUUCAAAGCGACUCGCACGUGGUCAACUGCAAGAGCUUCAUGAAGACAACAUUGAUUCUGGAGUUGGUACUCCUGUUCCUACGUCUGCUUCUACAGCCAGCCACAGACUCUGGUGAGUUGCUCAUUCUCUUGGAGAAAUACAACUCGAUCCGCCCCUCGAUGAACAAGGCCAACCCUGCCUACCAAUGUCUGCUCAGAGGAUCAGCGAGCCAUCUUAUCAAGAAGCUCUAA
This is a messenger RNA of Acytostelium subglobosum LB1, 7575 nucleotides long. RefSeq lists its product as hypothetical. NCBI's taxonomy places the organism in Eukaryota, Evosea, Eumycetozoa, Acytosteliales, Acytosteliaceae. The record is from RefSeq and is a predicted model, not a curated record. Bases 1 to 7575 code for a protein of 2524 amino acids. Gene Ontology annotation, molecular function: NAD+ poly-ADP-ribosyltransferase activity. The transcript is spliced from 3 exons.